UGCGCCCUUUCGUGUCCAGCGUUCUGCUUGCCCUUGUAGAAGUACUUUGCAUCGACUCAUCCUUUCGCUCGUUUUCACCGUUCUCGCCAUUCUGCUCAGGUUCUGGAAUCAAGGUUUAUACCCUGCUGCAAUUUAACGACUGCAUACGAUACAUACCGCGCCGACGACUCUCCAAUCCCCUACUUUAUUGCUAUUUUACUGCAUGGCUCAAGCAUUAUUUGAAGAUCACCCUUUGAAGGAGUACCUGAGAGAAAUUGGAGAGGAUGUGCCUACCAUGCCGGGAGGGAGCGCCGACUUGGGAGCUCCUUGGGAAGAUGGAGAUGAUGAAGCAGCCGGAGAUGACUUUGAACUUGAUCAAGACUGGAUGCCGCCCCUAGUGUUAAAGGCGCUAACGGUCAUCCAAGAUCUACUGUCGUCACUGCAUCCUCCAUCCAAUUCUCGUUUCGAGGAACAGUUCAAGUACGACGUUAUCUCCUCCAACCUCCUCUCCGCCUCUCUACCCGUCCCUUCCUCUACGCGCAUACACGCAUAUACCUCUCACGAAAACGUUCCGCGUGUACCCGGCCAUCUUCAAAGCAAUCGGGACACGAGCAUAGACGAAUCCCCAUUCGGCGCGAUCGACAUCACAGACCCCCCAGCCUCUUGUGCUCAAUUUCGUCAAGCACCCAUCACAGACGUGGACUCAGCGUUCGCUGUCGCUCUUAGUCAUCAUCACUUGCCUCAUAUCUUGGUCGCUGUAGCCGCGGUAUUAGGUGUAUCGCGCUUCUACGCAUGCGCAUUCAUUGUUUCCCUCUGCUCAUUAUAUUUCGCUCUUGAUCUUCGUCAAGCACUGCCAAAUACCUCACCUCGUCAGGACCCAGCCACAAAUGCUCUAGAAGUACUGCACGAACUGAUCAAUGCAGGGAAUGUCUGGGACUCGGCGGUGAACGAAGCGUUCGGCAUCGUCGAACUGGACGAAAAGAGGCACGAGAACAGUGCCUAUUACAGCCCCGCAUCGCCUUCGAGCCCGACCUCGCCCUUACGCAUAUCCCUCCAGACCACGCUGCACACGACGGCUUCGCAGUGCGAUAACAUCCGUCAACUGCUGUCCGCGCUCACGUGCCCGACGUCGCUUUCCCAAUUGUCUGAGAUGUAUGCACCGCCGUCUCCGUCUGCGUCCCCUAUGAGGCAGACGUUUGCUUCAUCUUCCUCCGGGCGCCCAACGUCUUUUCCCGAGCGCUCGUUGAGGAUGAGUAGGGUACUCGAUGCAGAGAAUGAGAAGGAGGCGAAGAGGGCUACUUGGAACGGGUCGUAUACGUCCCUCGCGUUCUCCGGAAAGGAUCGCAGGAAAGAGAAGAGAAGGUCAGAUCUCUCGUCUCUGCUACAGGCUCCGGGUUCGGGGAGCACCAGCGCUCCUGCGACGCCAAUGUUGGCGGAGGUGACGGAAGAAGAUGCGACUGAGCAUGACCAGGACGGGGACGCUGGUGCUGAUGCUCAUCCUCCCAGCUUGGAUGUCAAGCCGGAGGAGGAACCCGACCUUUCCGAGGAAUAUUUCGGCAAGGACGCGCUAGGCUUACGAAGGAAACGGAGGAUCCGAGGACUUAACUCGGUCCUUGGGAUGUCCACCCCUCCCUCCUCGGCACCGUCAUCGCCUCAGUCCCCCCGCUAUCAGAGCGAUCCUCGUCCCAGGACGAUUUCCCUCAAAAACGAAAGCCGCACAAGGACGACGUCACUCACCAAGCGGAGAUCGAUGGCUAACUUAUCUACAUCCCUUUCUUCAGGCUCGCGCUACACGCUCCUCCCAGCUUCUAGGCACCCCCUCUCGCUCUCGUCUAUCCAGACCUCGCUCCACAGCGCCAUCGCCGCCAAGCGGUACGCCUGCGCGCACCUGCUCGCGCUGCGCUUCCGGGACGACGACGAGGCGUACUGGGAGGACGUGCGGAGCGUCGUGGGCCUGCUGAAGAGCACGUUCGAGGACGCCGCUGAGCGUCUCGCGGAGGCGUGUGAACGGCACGCGCGCGAGGGCAGCAUGAGCCCCCUCGGCGGUCACUCACGCGUGGUGAGCCUCGAGGAGGCGCCCGGGAAGAUGAGAGCCCGGGAGGAAAAGGAGCGAACGGCGAAGGUGAAGGAGGAGUUGCUCGGGGCGCCGUCGUUUGCGCCGAUGCCCAGCCAGCUGACGCGGUUCGCGACGCAUGUCGAUACAAUAUCGACCGCGCUGACCGAUGCGCGGGAGCAGCUGGAGGAGACCAUGCUCGCUUUACGAUCUCCGGGUCAUCAGGUCCCCCGUGAAGACGAGGAGACAGCAAAUGAUGCUCCUGAAGGUCCACGAGAAGCGCACCCCGCGCUGCAAGCGUAUGAGCGCCUCCGGCGGGAGCUCGGUCUGGCUCUUCGAGAGUGUGAACGCGGGAGGGAACGCCUGCUCGACAUCCUUACGCCCCGGCGCCAUGCCGGUGAGGAUACGGAUGGCGAUUUAACAGACGAACUGCCUGCGCUUGGGCCGGACGUCGGGAGCGAUGAGUCCGACAAGCACGACUCCUUGACGCCUAUCAUCGAUCAGGGAGCAGCAGAACUCGUGGCGGUGGUCGACCCGGCGGACGAGGCGCUGGACGACGCUACGUCGCAUUUGCUGCUCGGCACUUCGUCGCAGCAUCUGCCCCCGCCCGGCGUCGAGCAGGUGUUCGAGAGCGAUGCCGCGGAGCGCAUGUCGUUUACCAGGGAGAAGUCGAAGCUCUCAAGAGAGGAGCGGAUACGACUGAUGAAGGAGCGGAGGGAGAAGGCAGGCAGUCUCUACCUGGGCCCCUCGAAUGUCGACUCUUUGGACUCGCCACCGCCAUCUGAGAAGUGGGGACCUGGAGGGGAUGUCGUCCAGGAGCUCAAAGACGUCAUAUGGCAAGUCGGGGAGAAGCGGCGGAAGGUCAGUGAGGGUCGUAAGGCUUCGCCUAGUCUCCAACAGGAGACGUCUUUGCAGAGUUCAGCACCUGGGACUCCCGCUGAUGAGGUGCGGACACUGUCGUAGAGUGUGUCUUGACGCCACGUAUCGUAUACUUAUAUGCUAUUCUUACGCUGUACUUACUGUUGCUGCAUAAUUGACGCUCUUACAUGGCUGCACGUCG
This is a messenger RNA of Gloeophyllum trabeum ATCC 11539, 3092 nucleotides long. RefSeq lists its product as uncharacterized. The transcript has 5 exons. NCBI's taxonomy places the organism in Eukaryota, Fungi, Basidiomycota, Agaricomycetes, Gloeophyllales, Gloeophyllaceae. The record is from RefSeq and is a predicted model, not a curated record. The coding region runs from base 203 to 2995 and encodes 930 amino acids.